AUGGACGCCGGCGAAGGUAUGAGUUGUGCCACACCCACAGAUGAGAUAAAUGGAGCUGGCAACUUGAUGGACUUCCUGGAGGAGCCUUUCCCAGACGUGGCCACGUAUGAAGACUUUCACACCAUCGACUGGCUGAGGGAGAAGUCCAGAGAUACUGACCGCCACCGCAAGAUCACCAGCAAAAGUAAAGAGUCCAUAUGGGAGUUUACCAAAAGCCUGCUGGAUGCUUGGUCAGGAUGGGUGGUCAUGCUGCUUAUUGGAUUACUCUCAGGUACGUUGGCUGGAGUCAUCGAUUUGGCGGUGGACUGGAUGACCGACUUGAAGGAGGGUGUAUGCCUGUCCGCCUUCUGGUAUAGCCACGAGCAGUGCUGCUGGACAUCCAACGAGACAACAUUCGACGACCGUGACAAGUGUCCGCAGUGGCAGAAGUGGGCGGAGUUGAUAACAGGCCAUUCUGAGGGAGCGGGACCAUAUGUGUUAAACUACUUGUUGUACAUCCUGUGGGCUCUUUCCUUCUCCUUCCUGGCUGUGUCACUGGUGCGAGUUUUUGCGCCGUACGCUUGUGGCUCAGGGAUCCCAGAGAUCAAGACCAUCCUCAGUGGUUUCAUCAUUCGUGGUUAUCUGGGAAAAUGGACACUGCUUAUCAAGACUGUCACGCUGGUUCUCGCCGUCUCGUCGGGUCUCAGCCUGGGAAAGGAGGGUCCUCUGGUCCAUGUCGCAUGUUGCUGUGGGAAUCUUUUCUGCAGCAUCUUCUCCAAGUACAGCAAGAAUGAGGGAAAACGACGAGAGGUGUUAUCAGCGGCAGCGGCAGCUGGUGUGUCUGUGGCUUUUGGUGCACCCAUCGGAGGUGUUCUCUUCAGCCUGGAAGAGGUCAGCUACUACUUCCCUCUCAAGACUUUAUGGCGUUCCUUCUUUGCCGCAUUGGUCGCUGCUUUUACUUUGCGCUCCAUCAACCCAUUUGGCAAUAGCCGCCUUGUACUGUUCUAUGUGGAGUACCACACGCCGUGGUACAUGGCCGAGUUGGUGCCCUUUAUCCUGUUGGGCGUUUUCGGUGGCCUUUGGGGUACCCUUUUCAUCCGCGCCAACAUUGCCUGGUGCCGGCGAAGGAAGACCACCCAGCUGGGGAAAUAUCCGGUCCUGGAGGUCAUCGCAGUAACAGCUAUCACUGCCGUGCUGGCGUACCCCAAUCCGUACACUCGGCGUAGUACCAGCGAGCUCAUUUCUGAGCUCUUUAACGACUGCGGCGCACUGGAAUCGUCUCAGCUCUGCGACUACAUCAACAACCCUAACAUGAGCCGACCCGUGGAUGAUAUUCCGGACCGGCCGGCUGGCCCCGGCGUUUACAACGCUCUCUGGCAGCUGGCGCUCGCUCUCAUCUUCAAAAUCGUCAUCACCAUCUUCACCUUCGGCAUGAAGAUUCCGUCAGGCCUCUUCAUUCCCAGCAUGGCAGUGGGCGCCAUCGCAGGACGGAUUGUGGGCAUUGCAGUGGAGCAAAUGGCAUACCAUCAUCACGACUGGAUCAUCUUCAAAAGCUGGUGCCGACCUGGCGCGGACUGUGUCACACCUGGACUAUAUGCCAUGGUGGGCGCUGCCGCCUGUCUGGGUGGGGUUACAAGAAUGACUGUGUCAUUGGUGGUCAUCAUGUUCGAGCUAACCGGCGGUCUCGAGUACAUCGUCCCAUUAAUGGCGGCCGCCGUCACUAGUAAAUGGGUGGCGGAUGCCUUUGGGAAAGAAGGCAUUUACGAAUCGCAUAUCCAACUCAACGGGUACCCGUACCUGGAUGUCAGGGACGAAUUCACACACCGCACCCUGGCCGCUGAUGUCAUGCGACCACGUAGGAACGACCCGCCGCUUGCCGUCCUCACCCAGGACACUACCACAGUAGAGGAUGUGGAGAUGCUGAUCAAAGACACGGAUUACAACGGCUUCCCGGUGGUUGUGUCCAGAGAUUCUGAGAGACUCAUCGGCUUUGUGCAGCGCAGAGACCUCACGCUCGCAAUCAAAAAUGCCCGUCAAAAACAAGAUGGCGUGGUGAGCAGCUCGGUGGUGUACUUCACCGAAGACUCACCGCAGUUGCCGGCCAGCACACCGCAGCCGUUGAAGCUGCGCCGCAUCCUCAAUUUGAGUCCUUUCACCGUCACUGACCACACACCCAUGGAGACUGUAGUGGACAUAUUCCGCAAGCUGGGUCUCCGCCAGUGUCUGGUCACACGCAGCGGGCGUCUGCUCGGCAUCAUCACCAAGAAGGACGUUUUGCGUCACAUGGCGCAAAUGAUGAACCAGGAUCCUGAGUCUAUUAUGUUCAAUUAG
Molecule: messenger RNA, 2310 nt
Organism: Nerophis lumbriciformis (worm pipefish)
Lineage: Eukaryota; Metazoa; Chordata; Actinopteri; Syngnathiformes; Syngnathidae
Source: RefSeq, a predicted model, not a curated record